Messenger RNA from Tetrahymena thermophila SB210, 4479 nucleotides. RefSeq names its product kinesin motor catalytic domain protein. Lineage: Eukaryota; Ciliophora; Oligohymenophorea; Hymenostomatida; Tetrahymenidae. The record is from RefSeq and is a predicted model, not a curated record. Gene Ontology annotation, biological process: microtubule-based movement. The transcript is spliced from 7 exons. Gene Ontology annotation, molecular function: ATP binding; microtubule motor activity; microtubule binding.
AUAUUAAUUAAAUAUCAAAAAUCAAAAGAAAGAAAGAAAAAUAAUUAAUAUACAAACAAACACAAGCAUUUAAUUAUUUGUUUUUUACAUUAUAAAUAAUUAAAAUUUAAGGAGAAGUACAAAGCCAACAAAAUUUUAACAAAAUUAAAGGCAAGCAAAGUUAAAUACAACUCUCAUAAAAUAUUUUUCAAAUUUAGUGAUAAGGAUAGCAUCCCUUAAAUCAAAUUAGACUUACAGAUAGCAAUAAGUAUUAAGAAAUCGUUAGUUAGUAUUAGGACUAUGUUAAAUACAUAAAGUAGUGAAUUGGCUGAGAGCAUUCAGGACUUAAAAAACUUUCAAGUAUUUGUUAGAGUUAGACCACUAAACAAAGAUGAUUAGUAGUUAUCAUCUCGCAAAUAGCCAGAAAGAUUAUAUAGAGCAUCUAAUUUAAGCAUUUAACAUUAGUAGUAAUUAUCGAGCCUUUGUGGCUCUUCAUCACCUCAUCAUUCCCCUUUUGGUUCUAAACAGAAUGGUGGAAACUCAGCUAAUACCACUUAGCAAGGAUCAAAUUUCAAUAAUUCAUAAUUCUACACUCAAGUUUUCAAUAGCAGUGUUUAAAAUUAGACAGAAAUUUAGAAUAGCAGCAUAAUAAAAGUGGAUGAAGAAAAUAAUAUUAUAUUUCUUAAUGAUCCUGAUUAUAGAAAUAUUGAUAAAAGAGAAAAGGCUUAUGUUUUUGAUGGAGUUUUGUCUGAAAACUCUACAAACUACGAUACAUUUGAAAAAGCAGUAUUGCCUUCUUUGAAUGGAAUUUUGGAAGGUUACAAUGCAACUUUCUUUGCCUAUGGUAUCACUGGCUCUGGAAAAACUCACACAAUAUUUGGCAGGAACGGAGGUUUGAUAAAACCGUUCAAUUCAUUUACCUAUUCAAUUUCUUCACAAUAAAAUAACAUUUACAGCAACGGCAGUUGCAAUGCAAAUUUAGAUAUCCCUAGCAUUUCCAGUAAUCUUCAAGACAGAAAUAUCGCUGAUAGGGGAAUUUGUUACAUAGCAAUUGAAUAUUUAUUAUAAAAUUUAGAUUUAAAAAAUACAACACUUAAAUUUAGCUUUUUAGAAAUUUAUAAUGAAAACGUGCGCGAUUUGCUUAACGGAUAGAAUAACGCGAAGGGUUUAACCAUUAUCGAAGACCCGAUUACCAAAAACAUAUGUGUUUAAGAUUUAAAAGAAUUUCAAAUAACAAGCAUAGCAUAAAUUGAUGAGUUAAUUCAAGAAGGAAACUAAAGAAGAGCUCUAGCUCCAACUUAAGCUAAUUCUUUUUCUUCAAGAUCGCAUGCUAUACUAAUUUUAACUAUUUACCAGAGACAAUAAAACGCACUUACUUAAGUAGACGAAAUAGUAACAUCAAAACUCACAAUUAUCGAUUUAGCAGGUAGUGAAAAAGGAUGUGAUAAGCCAGGUAAAGGGUCACUAGAAGGCUCAAAUAUAAAUAAGAGUCUCUUGGCUCUAGGAAACUGCAUUAAUAUACUAUCUGAGAAGAGGAAAGUUGGUCAUCAUGUUCCAUAUAGAGAUUCAAAAUUAACUAGAAUACUCAAAGAUACUCUAGGAGGUAAUACAAAAACUGUUAUGAUUGCUUGUGUAUCUUAAAAUUAUCAGUCUCUAGAAGAAACUGUAAAUACUCUUAAUUAUGCAUCAAGAGCAACACAUAUCAAAAGAAAAAUCAGUAAAAAUAUUACUUAAGAACUGGAUUACUAUCAGUAAAAAGAGAUAAUAAGAGAGCUUUAACAAGAAUUAGCAUUUUACAAGAGUAAAUAUGGCUCUUCUACAUCGCAAAGCUAGUAAGCUGCACCAAUUUAAGGGACUAAUUCAUUACUUGUUCCUUCUUCUUCAAGCAUGUGUGAAAAUUGCUCAAAAAACAAGAAGUCAAUACUUUCAUACGAUUGCUCUAACUUAGAAAGUGUUUAUACAAAAUCUACAGCUUAUUCUUCGAUUGAGACAAAAAUUAAACAAGAGAGAUAGGCAAUUCAAGGAUAAAUAUAAGAGUUAACUGAGUAAAUCAAACAAUCACUUAUGUUAGAAAACAGUCAUGGAGAUGCAAUAACUUAGGAUCUGAUUGAAUAACACAUAAGAAUGAGGAAUGAAUAAAAUGGAAAUUAGGAAGAAUUUUUGAAUAGAAUUUGUAAUGACUUAUUCCAAAAUGUAGUAGAAAGCCAUCAACUUAUUUCAUCUCUCUAAGAAAUAGAAGAGCUACUUGUUCAAGACUACUAAAAACUUCUUUUCUACCAAAAAAAUCCUCUUUAGACACCAUAAGUUUAAAUUAUUAUUAACCAACUUUAAGAAUCUAUAAGAGAAAAUGAAGAAAUUAAAGAAAAAAUGAAACUAGUUCUUGAAACCAAUUAAGAAUAAAAGUAAAAUCUUAAAUAUGUCUUGCUAAGAAUUUCUAACAAAAAGCAAAUUCAGAUGGAGUACGAUCUUAAGUUAAGGAAAUAACAAUUAGAGUUACUAGAUUUGUUAGAAGCAAAGAGUGACAUAGAAAAGUAAUUAACUGUAUCCAAUUAGAUCAUAGUUGAUAAAGAUAAAUUAAUUUCUCAAAUUACAUAAGAAAAUGCACUGCUCAAACAAUAAAAGAAUGCAUUAAAUUUAAGAUAAUAAGAAAAGCAGGCUGAUUUACCUUUGUUGUUUAGCAAUGUUAGAACUCAAGGCGAUGAUCAAAGAUAAAAUUCUUAAGAUAGAUAAAAUAGCUAACUUAAAGGGAUGAUUAAUUUAAUAAAUAGCAGCAACUAAAGCUCACAUAACAAACCAGUUAAUUAAAAUCAAACAUUCAGCUAAUAAAUAUACUAGCAAGAACAGUAAAAGAAAAAUUAAUCAGGGUUUGAUCAAGUUAAAAAUGUUACAAUAUCAAAUCUCUUUACUUAACAAUCUUAGCUAUCUUCUUCUUCUGCUUCUUCUUCUCAAAAUUUAAUUCCUUAAUCAUAAAAUCAAAAAUAGAAAAUACCAAGUUUAACUCCUUUGACAAAAGAUCUUUUAAAUUACGAUAGUGCCAAUAAUGUGCUCGCCGGUUAGUAACUAAUUUAAUAAGAACAACAAAAGAAAAACUAUUCAGGGCUUGAAUCAGUAAAAAACUAUGCCAUCCCAAAUUUGUUCGCUUAACAAACUUAGUAACAAUAGUAAUAAGUCUCUUAAAACCUAUUGCAACCAUCUUAAAACCAAAAAUAGAAAAUGAACAGUCUCACUCCAUUAUAAAAAGACCUUGCAAAUUAUGAUAGUUCUAGCUUAAACACUUUGCAUAACAAAGGGAGUGUCAGCUAAACAUCAGUUCAAUUAGUUAAUUCUCCUUAAAAUUAAAUGAAUAUUAACACAACGAUUACAAAUCUUAGCUUAACUCCUAAGAAUGAUUCAAAAAGUCUUAUUUAACAGCCUUUGUCUAAUUCAAGUACAAUUUUAAAUGGAAGUAAAAUCCUAGCCAAAUCACAAAAUAAUAAUUUAAACACCUCUAACUAAUAAAAUUUAAUUAUAAAUGCUAACAUUACUAACAGUAGAAAUUAUAGCUCUAAUUAGCCUUCAACAAACAGUAUCCAAGAAAUCAAUUUACCUUUGACUUUCGGCUCAUACACAAAUAGUAACAAUUUAUCGAAUCCUGCUGGCGUAACAAGUUCUAAUAUUGCAUUAAACAAUUCAAAUUUACCUGGAAGCUUGUUGAAAUAAAGCCGCAGCUAGAGUAAAAGUGGAAGAUAUGAUAACAACAACAGCUUACUUGAAAAGACUAAAUAAUUAGUAUCAGACAGACUGCUCUUGGAUGAGAAAAAGACUUUCUUAGAGGAAUAAUACUAUAUGAGCAAUAAUAACCAUUAAGUUGAUGCUUAAAAUAAUAACACAAUAAAUAAUUUUCAAUAAAACAUAUCUCUAUAUGAUAAUAGUACAUCUAAUAAUCCCUUAGAAAAGACAUACAUGAUUUCUCCUAUGGAUUCUUGUAAAAACCCAAUGGAAUCCAGAGAUACUGGACUCAAUAUUUCUACAAAGAAAGAAGACGGAACACCUCAAAACUUAAUCAAAAGUAAUAAUGCUAUAAAAGUUACUAAUGUCUAUAAUGACUUCAUAUAUCAGCCUUCAUCUCUUCAUACCCCAACAAAUAUCUUGUCUACUUAAUAAGAUAUAACCUAUACAUCUAAUAAUAAUACAAAUAACUAAAAAUAAGCAAGAAGAAUCAUUAAUUAUGAUAUGGAUGACUUUGAUGAUGACUGCGAACCAAAAAUAAUGAGCAGAAGAAGCUCUGAUUGCAACGGAUAGCCUUCUCAUAUUAGUAAUCUCCAUAUAAAUGAUUCAAUAACUCUCAAAAACCCUCUUGAAACUGAGAGCGAGUUAGAUAAUGAAGAAAUAAACAGCUCAAAUAAAAAACAACAUAAUUUUUAAAACUCUCCAUAAAUUCAUAAAACCUCAAGGACAAUAUGCACCACAAACGUGAACCUAAAAAAGAAAAACUUUGAUGUCUUCGAAAGUGAAAUUUGA